AUGGCGUCCAUCAGGAAGAAACUGGUGAUCGUGGGAGAUGGAGCUUGUGGAAAGACAUGCUUGCUCAUCGUCUUCAGUAAGGACCAAUUUCCUGAGGUUUACGUUCCCACAGUGUUUGAGAACUAUGUGGCUGAUAUCGAAGUGGAUGGGAAACAGGUGGAGUUGGCCCUGUGGGACACAGCUGGACAAGAAGAUUAUGAUCGCCUCAGACCCCUCUCCUAUCCGGACACUGAUGUCCUCCUGUUGUGUUUCUCCAUUGGCAACCCUGAUAGCUUUGGGAACAUCCCACAGAAAUGGACUCCAGAAAUCAAGCAUUUCUGUCCCAACGUGCCAAUCAUCCUAGUUGGGAGCAAGAAGGAUCUUAGGGAUGACAGGCACAUAAGACUAGAGUUAGCCAAGAGGAAGCGGGAGCCGGUAAAACUUGAACAAGGCAGAGAUUUGGCGAACAGCAUUGGCGCUUUUGGGUACGUGGAGUGUUCUGCAAAGACCAAAGAUGGAGUGAGGAUGGUAUUUGAAAUGGCCACAAGGGCUGCUCUGCAAACGAAUCGCGGGAAGAAAAAGCCUGGGUGCUUCUUCUUGUGAAGCCUUAGUGCAAGCACAGCCCUGGUGCAGUUAAUUUUCAAGCUCUAUUUCGUAAUCUUACUGUGUAGUUGCUAACCUUCUGUUUAUGUAUAUGUCCAAGACUAAAAAUCAUAAGUCAUCUUGCUACCAGUGAUUAGAAGGCAACCAUGAUUACUAAAGAUGUCCAAUCUGUCUGACCUGCCAGGAUCCUGACUCUAACAGACCUGAAACAUCAAGCAGUAGGUGAAGAAUUUAUCAUUUCUAUAAAAAGAAAUGGUAGCAUUAUUAUUAGAGUGUAAGUUCUUUCUGACAUGGCUAACCUAUCAUCUGUCUGCUGCAAAGAAUUCUGAGUCACCAGACUUUAUCACAACUUUGAUUGCCAUCUUUAUUUUUGAUGAAACGUUUCUUCAUGCAGCUGUGGUAGAGUAGGCGAUCUAUGAUUUCUUGCUAGUUACUUUAUAGUGGCUAUGCAGUUAGUGCAUGUUAAUGGAUGUUACCAGGAAUAAGAACAUCUACCCCAGACUAGA
Messenger RNA from Microtus ochrogaster (prairie vole), 1088 nucleotides. Its product is annotated as transforming protein RhoA-like. Lineage: Eukaryota; Metazoa; Chordata; Mammalia; Rodentia; Cricetidae. Bases 1 to 582 code for a protein of 193 amino acids. The transcript has a single exon. The record is from RefSeq and is a predicted model, not a curated record.